AAGAUUUCAUAUUCCAAUUCCAAAACAAAAUAAAUUACAUUGCGUUGCAUGUUCAAAUAUUAGUGUAAUAAAUUCUAGAAAUUAAUAAAAAAAUUAUAUUAUACGAAUAGAAAUAUUUCAAAUAUUUUCAAAAACUCGAGGCAUAACUAAUUCAAAAUAAAAUGUCGAAAAAUGAAACAGUUAAGCAUGUUGACAAAGAACUUGAUUUAUCAAAUGCUGGAAGAGGGGUUUGGCUAGUGAAAGUGCCCAAAUAUAUAGCACAGAAAUGGGAGAAAGCCCCUGGAACUAUGGACGUAGGGAAAUUAAAAAUUCAUAAAAUUCCCGGUCAAAAAGCGCAAGUAUCACUAACAUUAUCGGAUGACGUUAUCAAUUUAGAUCCUGAGGAAAAGAUUCCUAGAGAUCAUCGAUUAGAUGUUUCGGUAGUUACUAAGCAAACAUUAGGUGUAUUUUCUCACGCAGAACAAACAUCUAAUAGUAAAGACGAUGGUGUCAUACAACCUGAUAAACUUUUCAUGGAAGGGAGAAUUGUGCAAAAGUUGGAAUGUCGUCCAAUAGCAGAUAGCACGUACAUGCAAUUGAAACUUGAGUCAAUUAAAAGAGCUUCGCAACCUUUAAAGAGAGUGCAAGCUAUAGAUAAAGUAGUACAAAAUUUCAAACCAGUCAAAGACCACAAACAUAACAUUGAAUAUCGUGAGAGAAGAAAAGCAGAAGGUAAAAAAGCUCGAGAUGACAAAAAUGCUGUAUUGGAUAUGUUAUUUAAUGCUUUCGAAAAACAUCAAUAUUAUAACAUAAAAGAUUUAGUAAAAAUUACAAAACAACCAAUUGGAUAUCUCAAAGAAAUUUUGAAGGAAGUUUGCGAUUAUAAUAUGAAGAAUCCACAUAAAAAUAUGUGGGAGCUUAAAAAGGAGUAUAGGCAUUAUAAGACUGAUGAAAAGAAAGAUGAAAAUCCGGCUGAAGAUUCAGACAGUGAUUGAUUGUAUUAUACUUUCAAAAUAUUUAAAUAUGUUAAUAAACAAUUUUAUAAUUUUUUUCUCAAAAAA
Condylostylus longicornis is the source of this 1040-nucleotide messenger RNA. It is a transcript of the gene TfIIFbeta, whose product is annotated as general transcription factor IIF subunit 2. The transcript is spliced from 3 exons. Gene Ontology annotation, cellular component: transcription factor TFIIF complex. NCBI's taxonomy places the organism in Eukaryota, Metazoa, Arthropoda, Insecta, Diptera, Dolichopodidae. The coding region runs from base 162 to 974 and encodes 270 amino acids. The record is from RefSeq and is a predicted model, not a curated record. Gene Ontology annotation, biological process: transcription by RNA polymerase II; transcription initiation at RNA polymerase II promoter.